Molecule: messenger RNA, 387 nt
Organism: Melampsora larici-populina 98AG31
Lineage: Eukaryota; Fungi; Basidiomycota; Pucciniomycetes; Pucciniales; Melampsoraceae
Exons: 5
Coding region: 1-387 (128 amino acids)
Source: RefSeq, a predicted model, not a curated record
AUGAAUUUCUUCAAUAACCACUAUGUUAUGAUUAUCUUUGUUGUUUUGAGCCUUGUAAAUCAAAGCAAACAGGCUGACCCUGUGGAUGUGGUCUGCAUAUCCGACUUUUCAUUCACCACAGAGACCGAUAGGACAACUUGCGAUGGCUACAUUUUCCAUAACAAUCAAUGCCACCCGGAAACGCCAGGUCAACCUACUGAGGGCACCGAUUGUAAAGAUCUCAGCAACUCACCCGUCCAAGGCGUCAAGUGCGUCUGGUAUACAAUUCAGGGGAAUCAGUAUGAGUGUAAAGACUUCGACUCCACAGACAACACAGACAUUAAAAAAACAUACUUUUGUAACGGUUUGAAGAGCCCUGAACGUUGUUCUGGUGUCCCGUUGCCCUGA